Molecule: messenger RNA, 797 nt
Organism: Notothenia coriiceps (black rockcod)
Lineage: Eukaryota; Metazoa; Chordata; Actinopteri; Perciformes; Nototheniidae
Gene: fam113
Product: family with sequence similarity 113
Exons: 5
Source: RefSeq, a predicted model, not a curated record
UCCUGUAUAUCUUUGUCCUUCAGGGUGAGAUGAGCUUUGAAGAGGACUGCCUGGUGGAAGGAGGUUGUAAGAGUCUGAUGCACAAUGGAACGGGGUACAGGGAGGUUCGGCAGUAUCAGUCCGAUCACCACCUGGUCCGCUUCUACUUUGUGACCCGCAUCUACUCUUCCUACAUGAAGAGCAUCCUAGAGGACUUCCGCAACGGAUUGAAACCAGAUGUACUCAUUGUCAACUCCUGCGUUUGGGAUAUUUCAAGAUACAAUUCCAUUUGGCUUGAUGCCUACAAGGAGAACCUACACACGUUCUUUAGUGAGCUGCGUGGGAUUCUGCCAGAGGAAACGCUGGUGAUCUGGAACAUCACCAUGCCAUUAGGAGAGAGGAUCAACGGUGGUUUCCUGGUACAGGAGAUUGAGCACAAGUCCUCCCACUUACGUUAUGAUGUGAUCGAUGCCAACUUCUUCAGCGGGACUCUGGCUGACGCCUAUGGGAUGGAUGCGUUGGACCUCCACUUCCAUUUCCGCUUCUCCCUGCAGCAUCGCACGAAGGACGGCGUCCACUGGAACACCCUUGCCCACCGCAAAAUCACCUCUCUGCUGCUCCAGCACUUUGCUCAGGCAUGGGGCGUCCUUCUGCCCUGUCCACUGAAAACUGUUGAACUUUCUGAGAUUACUGCUCAGCAGCAAACCAAUGAAAAUGCUACCAAACCUGAAGGGGUAAAACGAGCAAAACGAGCAAAGCGUUCCUCUUACAACUACCAGAAUACCUCAAAUGUUUGGGGUAAGAUUCUUGAUCUCUAA